Molecule: messenger RNA, 567 nt
Organism: Colletotrichum scovillei
Lineage: Eukaryota; Fungi; Ascomycota; Sordariomycetes; Glomerellales; Glomerellaceae
Product: aromatic prenyltransferase
Exons: 2
Coding region: 1-567 (188 amino acids)
Biological process (GO): alkaloid metabolic process
Molecular function (GO): transferase activity, transferring alkyl or aryl (other than methyl) groups
Source: RefSeq, a predicted model, not a curated record
AUGGUUCGAUCAUUUCUUACCUCUGAUGGCAAGGAUAAUCUCAUACAUUUCCUUGCCAUCGACUGUCUGGGGCCCCAGAUGAAGCCUCGAUUCAAGGUCUACACCCACACACAUGUCAACUCGCUCGCCUCAGCCCGUCGUGUCAUCACUAUGGGUGGUCGUGUCCCCUCACCGAAAUAUCUAGAUACUCUCUGGCCGCUCCUUAUGGAUAUGGAAGACGUUUCUCUGAAUGAUAGAGAGGGACUGCAGAAGCCUCUCCGCGAACCCGAAAGCAAGUACUGUGGGCUUAAUCCAACGUUUGAGCUGGUGCCAGGCAACGCAGUUCCGGUGGUCAAGAUGUACGUGCCUAUAUGGCAAUACGCCCGCGACGAGCCUGGGAUUGUGCGUCGCUACCAGCGCUUGCUACAGACGCAGGGGUUGGGGCAUUACGAUAUUGAGGCUGCUAUUCAAUGCAUCUUCGGUGAUGAGAGGGAAAUAAGCUUGCAUAAUAUGGCGUCAAUCGUCUCUACGGGAGGCGGCGAAAAUGUAGCCUUUACCGCCUACCUCGGGCCAAAGUUCUGGGACUAA